AUGGGGGUGAUCCGAGUGGCGUACGUGGCUCUAGAGCACAUGAGCAAACAGAGCGGAGGCCGAGGAGGAGUCAUCAUCAACACUUCCUCUCUGGCAGGUCUCGGCCCUCUGCCCAGCUGCCCCGUCUACACCGCCACCAAACACGCCGUCAUCGGAUUCACCAGAGCCAUGGCGAUGGCGUCUCUGGGACUGGACUAUGGCGUCCGCUUUAACGCCCUCUGCCCGGGCUUCGUGGACACACACCUGUUCUCCAACAUUCCACUGAGACUCGGGAAGUUCUCAGACCUGAAGGACCUGACCCUGAGACUGGUACACAACUUUGGGAUCAUGAAAGUUGGUGACGUGGCCCAGAGUCUGAUGGAGCUGCUCUCAGACCACACCAGGACCGGAGAGGCCCUGGUGGUUCAGCCCAGCGGGAACAAGUAUGCAGAGUUCCCAUCACAGGCAUGA
Molecule: messenger RNA, 450 nt
Organism: Knipowitschia caucasica
Lineage: Eukaryota; Metazoa; Chordata; Actinopteri; Gobiiformes; Gobiidae
Source: the annotation of a GenBank genome assembly